Nicotiana attenuata is the source of this 879-nucleotide messenger RNA. RefSeq lists its product as uncharacterized. Lineage: Eukaryota; Viridiplantae; Streptophyta; Magnoliopsida; Solanales; Solanaceae. Bases 297 to 575 code for a protein of 92 amino acids. The transcript is spliced from 2 exons. The record is from RefSeq and is a predicted model, not a curated record.
CCUGACAGCAUUGCGUUGAAUCCGAAUGGGAUUUUGUAUUCUUUUUCUUUUUGGGUAACAAUCCCAAUGAGAUUACAAUUUACAAUAGCUAACUGCCUUAAAUUCCUUUCUUACAUUGGUCCCUUUAUAUUCUGUUCACAUAUAUCACAAUCACAAAUACCAUUCUUACAAAUUGGUCUGUGUUUACAUAUAUCAAAUUCACAAAAACAGUUUCUCCCUACAGCAGCUAUUAAAAUCUUGCAACCCCAUCACUUCCCACCACCAAUCUCUCAGAUUCAAUUUUUUUUCUCACAAGAAUGGGAAGUAACGGAAAUAGUUGGGCGGAUCAGUGGGGCAGUCAAAACGACGUCGGAUAUGAAGAUGAUGGCGGCAAAGGAAAAAGCAGCGGCAAGAAGAUGGAGAAGGUAACGGCGGCGGCAUCGGCGAGUUUUGACAAGGCGAAGGCAGCGGCGGCAGUGGGGGCUGACAAGGCAAAGUCUGCGGCUGUGGUGGGUGCAAAGAAGGUGAAGAGUGGUACUUCUCUUGGGUUUAAAUGGAUUAAGGACAAGUGCCAAAAGGGAAACUCUACAAAGUAAAUUGAGGGGAAAAAACAAAGAGAAAAUAGAUAAGGAGAUGAAAAGGGGAAGAAUGAUUGGUGAGGAUUUUUUAAUCAAAGGCCUACAUAUACUUAUCAUAAUGGAUUGUUUGAUGAAUGAAAAUUGUGCUUUUUCAUGCAUUCCUUGUUUUGUUUAUUUAAUUCUUUUAUACAACAACAAACAACAACAUACUUGCUAUAUUAUAUUCCCACAGUGUAAGGUCUCGAGAUAGUAAUGUGUACACAUACCUUUGUCCUUCCUUGUGAAGGUACAGAAAUUAUUUCCAAUAUUUGAUUCAUUUCUA